This is a messenger RNA of Leptosia nina, 4920 nucleotides long. Lineage: Eukaryota; Metazoa; Arthropoda; Insecta; Lepidoptera; Pieridae. The record is from the annotation of a GenBank genome assembly.
AUGGCGACGGACGCGCGUUCGCGAUCUCCGCAAGAUGGCGUCCGAAGGAGACGCGACUUCAACAGGUCGCCGUACGUGACGCUGGGCGCGGUGCGCUACACGGUUCGGCGUGCCCCUCCGCCUCGCGCCUGCCCUUGCCGCUGCUGCUCAGAAGAGGCGGUGGCGGCGUGCCUCGGCCGCUCCAAGCCGGACCGCCGCACACUGGAGCGUCUCCAGCGUCGCUUGGGCCGCGGAUCGCGUGAUGAGCGGCCCUCGCGCCAACAACGCCUGAAGGAUUUCACCGAGCGGCUGAUGCCCCGGGCCAACUCAGCGCAAGUUCAGCCCCCGCCUCCGCCACCGCCGCCGCCGCCACCGCCUCCACACACCGCCCCAAUCCUGCCACCUGUUCCUCCACCGCGUUCGCGUCAUAGACAUAGUCCUCCCCGCGGGGUUUCCGUGGACCGUUGUGAUGAUUUUGAUGCAGACAAAAUUACACUUAUACGCGUAGAGCCAAGGUCCAUAGUCGGUUCAUACGCUCAGAAGACUAUACCUUACCGCAGUGCUUCGUUCUCCCAAGGAGACUUUGUGCAAGACAAGUAUUAUCGCGGUAAACAGCCGUCGAUAUUCGAUUUUGGGAAACGUGUUCCUAAGACUGUUGUCGAUAGUGCGUCGCUUCGUAAUAAUUCCGCGAGUGUAACUGAGGAAAAUGAGACUGAGGGAGGAUCGGUUGCGUCGGUCGAUUCCGCUGUAGGUUCGGACGAAGGCCUACUUGCGCAUGCGUUGCCCGUUGCGCGAUCUCCGCCUCCCGACGCUUUGCAUAAACAAUUGGGUGCUCGAUCGUUGACGCACCCGUUGCCGCGACGUGUGCCUCCAGUGCGCGAGGAGGAUUCGACUGACGCUGGUGGCAGUUUACCUGCGUUAAUGCCCCCGCGUGUUUUGCACGAACUUCGCGAAGAAAGUGACGGUUCACAAGCGGAUAGUGCGCAGGCGCACAGCGAAGGGACCUCGCCCUUAGAACCCUCUCAACCUUUCGCAUUCCCGCCUCUUCCCGCUCCUCCUCCGAAUGCGUGUGCGAAUGUCGACUGUGAGUGUUCUAAUAUACAACAAAGCCGUAAAGAGUCAGCGGGUGACUUAGAUAGUUCGAUUCCUAUUCCCAUACCCGUGUAUGAGUGUAUAGUGAAACAGUGGUCUAAGGACGUUCCUACAGAUGAACAGCAGCGUUCUGACGCCGCGUCAGAUGGAUCUUUAGAUAGGGACAAGGAAGAUGAAACGAUAACGAGUGAACAAGUUGCGCAUUUGCUAGCGGCCGUACAGAAUCCUUGCACACCUGCCCCAAUUGGUGCUCGAGAGAGGCGGAGACCUUUAGACAAAACGAAGAGGAGAAAAGGCAUUUACAUAACGACAGCUAGCGAUGAUGGUGGUGAUGACCCGCCUCCGCCUGUGAAUGGAUGCAAUAGAGAGAGCAGUGACGCCUCUUUGCAAGAUAUGCGAUUGUCCGCCGAAACGAGAACUUCGUCUCUACUUGGUGAUAAAUCUGACGAUUCUUGUACCAACGGGCCUCCUAGCCCCAGCGAUUGCACGAUGCCGAUGUGGCCAAAAACAGAAGAUACGCUGAGGGCUAGACGUGCUAGAUUUUCGCAACAAAGUUCAGAUGAGAGGGAGGAGGAAGUUUAUAAGGCGCGACGGAAAUACGGCGUCACCUCGCGUGGUGAUUCGCCCUCAGAGGCGGAGAGUGAUACAUGCUCUCGUGAUAGAACAGCAUCUCCCUCUCCUUACAGUCCGUCUGAUACGUCUGACGUAGAAGCAAAACGACAGCAAUUAACACGACCUUUUGGUAGGAAUUUGGCACCGACAUGUAGAUCCGUGGAAGUAGGAAGAAGGAGCUUUUCUGAUGCCACUGUGCCUUGUAGAAAAACUAGCGCUGGUGCUGCCCCAAUAUCGGAACCAAGACCGAGAGGGCACACACAUGUCAGAGCUACAUCGUCACCAUCGAAAUUGGCGGGAGUCAAACCGGGAACAGACUUGUUGGCGGAGCUUUUGCGAGGAAGCUCGGAAGCACUAUCAAACUCUUCAACCUUCGACAACGUGAUUUUGACUCUACAUCAACACAACGACACCCGAACACACGUCGUUGUAGAGCUGUAUGAAACAGAGAAAUCCUAUGUUGAGGCAUUGGAAAUAUUGGUCAAGAAAUACCUCCACCCUCUGAAAAGCCCGGAAAAUGCUGGUCUUCUAGACGCUUUCGUGGUAGACGAGAUCUUCUACCAGGUCCCAGCGAUCCUAAAUGUGCACCAAGAAUUCUUGGAGAAGCUAAGGAGGAGGCUCGAACAAUGGGACUUACAGCAGAAAGUGGGAGACGUGUUUUUAGAUGUAUUUACCAAAGCCACCGUCAUGGACACUUACAUGUCCUUCAUAAGCAAUUUGAAGAAGGCUAAAGAGACGAUAAAAACAGCUGCAUCGUCGCGGCCUGCUUUCGCCAAGUUUCUAGAUGCCAUGGCCAGGGAUCAUAAGGGGAAGUUGUCCUUGGACAAUCUUCUUAUUAAACCAGUCCAGAAGUUUCCCAGCUAUAAACUCUUGAUACAGCGGCUGAUCAAACAUACAGACCAGUCUCAUCCCGACCACAAGCUGCUUCUAGAGGCUCAAAAGGAAAUCCACAAUCUUCUAGAACUCAUCAACUGCACCGAACGCGAAAGCUUAGAACUAGAGAUGCAACAACAGACGCUGCGUGAAUUGGAAUCUAUGAUAGAGGGCUUAUCUAAUUUGGUGACGUCAGACCGAACGUUUAUAAGACACGAAACUGUCACGAUACCAUCAGCUCAGGGCACCAUAAAGGAUAGAGCAUUGUUCCUCUUCAACGAUACGCUGUUGAUCACGAGUGUGAAGAGACGAACUGGGACGAUAAAGAAACCUAUACCAACAUACCAAAGCAGUAUAGCGAGUCAGAUGGAGGGCAACAAGUACAAGCUUUUGAUGCGAAUAAACUUGGCUGAUCUCGAAAUUGUUAAAUCCAAAGAUGAAAACCUUCGACGUAUAAUGCACGAGGUCGAGACCCUGACAGAGGACGCCAACACACUGGCGCAAAUAUCAGAGCACGUGGCUGCUCUACACACACAUCACACGCAGUUGGAGGAGCUCGUGAGGGAAAUGCUGGGCAACGUGGUCCGACAGCUGUCGGAGAAGCAGAACAGUGAUUUGCAGCUUUGUUACAUGGAGAUCAGUGUGAACACAUCAAGCGGUACAGAAAAUCUCACCAUAAUCUUCCCGAAGACCGAGAAAAGGAGCAAUUGGGAGGAGCUUAUUAACGAGACUAAACAGAAAUUAAGUGUAUACGGUCACGAGAGGCCAGCUCCUGAGUUUCUGUCGCCCGUCCCCAUACGGAAGACCAGAGCGGGGCUGCAAUUCACCUGUGCUGCACCCACGUUGCCUCCUAAGGGACAAUCGCCUGAUGUUUGGGUAUGCAACAGCGACGGUUACGUUGGUCAAGUGUGCGUGCUUACGUUGAGCCCCAAACCCCAAGUGACGUCAUGCAAUGGGGUAUGCAAUGCGCGGAUUCUAUGCGUCGCCUGUGUACCUCCAGCGCCUCACACUCACAUUGAUCUGCCACCCAGUGCGCUAAGUACGGGAGCGAACAAACCAGGCAUCAGUAUAUCGGAUCCAGAUGACAGCUGCAAGAAUAUAAGACUUGAUAGUUCGUCAUCAAGUGACGAAGAAGACGACGGUUCAUCCACCAGCGAGAACCAAGACGCACAAUCGGAGCGCAGUCAUGAAUCAGGCAGUCUGCGUUACGCCACCCGCACACUCACCCCGAAUCACAGCAAGAGCUUAAGCACGCCGCACACUGGUCAGAAUAUCCAAGUGCAUCCUGUUAUGAAGAGUAACUCCAACCCAGCAGUUGAUAAGCAGGCUAUGGGAAUCACUUCCGGUACCCUUUCAUCGCCAGCCAGUCGACAGUCCUCAGAGGACAGCGGCACAACUGCGAACCAACCGACCAUGUGGCUCGGCACAGAGGACGGCUGCAUACACGUGUAUAACUGCCUAGACAAUAUCAGGAUUAAGAAGAACAAAGUCAAAAUGCAGCAUAAUUCCGGAAUCCAUUCCAUUGUAUAUGUGGAGGGCAAAGUGUUUGUAGCACUCGGCAACGGUGAUCUAGUAGUGUAUUGUAGAGAUAUUGAAGGCUCAUGGGCGGAACGGUCUACGAUAUCCGUGGGUACAGGCAGUACCCCUGUCAGCUCCAUGCUCCUAUCAGAAGGGCGGCUGUGGUGUGCCACUCACUCUUCCAUCAGGAUCAUUAAUCCACACACUCUUCAGAUCGACGAAACAUUCCAAAUAAGUUCAGAAACGAAGCCAAUCAGCCACAUGGCGGUGGCGAAUGGCGCCAUCUGGCUUUCUCUGCACAACGCAGCCCAACUGCGUUGCUACAACGCGAGCACGCGCGAACAACUUUGCGAGAUCAAUAUAACGCCGCAUGUUACUAAAAUGCUGCACGGUUGCGACGACAUAAUCCGGCAGCACAAAGCCGCGUGUCUCCGAGUAACAGCACUGCUAGCGCACCGAGAUACUCUGUGGAUUGGCACCAGCGCAGGAGUUCUGCUGACUGCACCUUUGCAGAAUGUUCCUACCACCAGGAGUGGACUUUCACAGCCUCACCUGACUGGUAUCCCAUAUGGGCACACGGGGCACGUACGGUUCCUGACAAUCGUAGAGAACCCUGUGCCGCAUAAGCCGUCAACGAAGCCGGCACAGACGUUGAAAACAAAAGGCCUCAGCCGUCGCUCCACCAACGCGGAGAAACUCCAAAAACAAACGGACACGACCAAAAACAACAUGGAAACACUAAUAAUAUCCGGAGGAGACGGAUACGAAGACUUCAGGAGUUCCACCAUGACGGAAGACGCCGGCAGAGAGGAUUCCACCAACCACCUACUUCUUUGGAGAGUCUGA